GAUUUAAUAACCAGGAGGAGGGGGGCUGCACCGGCCGGCCGGCGAUCUGAUGAUGGCAUCGGGUGAUACGUUGUACAUAGCCUCGGACGGCUCCGAGAUGCCGGCGGAGAUCGUGGAGCUGCACGAGAUCGAGGUGGAGUCCAUCCCGGUGGAGACCAUCGAGACCACGGUGGUCGGGGACGACGACUAUGACGACGACGACGACCCCCACGGCCACCAUCACCACCACCACCACCAGCCCAUGAUCGCCCUGCAGCCGCUCGACUCGGACGACCCGGGCCACGUCCACCAUCACCACCACCACCACCACCAGGAGGUCAUCCUGGUCCAGACCCGGGAGGAGGUGGUCGGCGGGGACGACUCGGACCUCAGGACCGACGACGGCUUCGAGGACCAGAUCCUGAUCCCGGUGCCGGCCCCGGCCGGGGAGGACGAGUACAUCGAACAGACCCUGGUGACGGUGGCCGGCAAGAGCUCCUCUUCGGGAGGGAGGAUGAAGAAAGGCGGCAGCGGUAAAAAGAGCGGGAAGAAGAGCUACCUGAGCGGGGCCGAGCCGAGCGGGAGGAAAUGGGAGCAGAAACAGGUCCAGAUCAAGACCCUGGAGGGCGAGUUCUCCGUCACCAUGUGGGCUUCAGAUGACAAGAAAGAUAUUGACCAUGAAACUGUGGUCGAAGAGCAAAUUAUUGGUGAAAACUCUCCUCCUGACUAUUCAGAAUACAUGACCGGAAAGAAACUCCCCCCAGGGGGAAUACCAGGCAUCGACUUAUCUGAUCCCAAGCAACUGGCUGAAUUUGCAAGGAUGAAGCCCAGAAAAAUCAAAGAAGAUGAUGCUCCUAGAACCAUUGCCUGCCCUCACAAAGGAUGUACAAAGAUGUUCAGGGAUAACUCUGCCAUGAGAAAGCACUUGCACACACAUGGUCCAAGAGUACACGUUUGUGCAGAAUGUGGGAAAGCCUUUGUUGAAAGUUCAAAACUUAAGAGACAUCAGUUGGUUCAUACUGGUGAAAAGCCAUUUCAGUGCACGUUUGAAGGCUGUGGCAAGCGAUUCUCAUUGGACUUCAAUUUACGUACUCAUGUGCGGAUUCACACUGGGGAUCGGCCCUAUGUGUGUCCCUUUGAUGGCUGCAACAAGAAAUUUGCUCAGUCUACCAAUCUAAAAUCUCACAUUUUAACACAUGCCAAAGCCAAAAAUAACCAGUGAAAUUCCGCAAAUGGAGAGACCUAUUAUCCUUUAAAAGCAUCAGUGGUGUAUGAUCAAAAUACACCUUCCUUUGUACAAGGUUUGCAGGGAUGGAUCUUAAAAGAAAACCACCUCUACUAAGAUCGUUUUGAUAACGUACUGUAGAUUACUUAUUACAAAGGAGGACUUCAAAAUCCAACGCUCUCUUGCCUGCCCUAUUAUAUAUAAUUUUCCGAAGUGUUUUUUUCUUCUUUUUGUUUUUUGUUUAUUUGUACAGUGAUGCCCUUAUCCCCCUACCUUUUCUCCUGCAGGAGAGCAACUUCACAAAACUGCAUCAAGACUUUCUACCACGUUACUAAAAUUGGACAUGCCUCACUUAUAAAUAGAUUCUCAACUGUUGCAUUUUUAAUUAUUUUUUUUUUUUUUAUUAUUUUAAGUGUGCAUAUUGUACACUUUUUUGGGGGAUAUGCUUAGUAAUGCUAUGUGAUCUAUUCUGGAGGUUGAUAACUUUGCUUGCAGUAGAUUUUCUUUAAAAGAAUUCGGAAGUUACUGUACUAAAUGCAUACUUCAAAAGUAUUUUCCUGUAAAAAAAAAAAAAAAAAGAAAAAAAGAAAAAAGGAAUUUCAUAGGUUUUGUUUGCUCUCUUUUUUUUGGUUGUGUUUUUAGAUGUUUAACACACUUUUGUAUAAUUGUAUCGUAUAUAGCUGUGUUGAAAUCAUGUAGCACCAAAUAUUAGAUGUGAUUUAAGCUAGUGUUAAUUAAAUCCAUUUUAGUCACUUAUUUUGGGGGAAGGGAAUAUGCCAAACAGAUGUUCAUAGUAUUUAUCAGCCCGUUCAAUUACAGAAAUCGGUGCUCAGUUGUAGAAUGUAUUGUAUAAACCCUGACCUUUUUAUUAACUUAGGCAGCCAAAAAGGCAAUGAAUUUGCAUCUUUUGCUAAUACAAUACGUGGUCUUCUGUGCAAGCGCAGAACAUCUUUUACAGUAUAAAACCACUUUUCCUGAAUUUCUAAUGAUACAAAAUUGUCAGUAGUUUAAUUUAAGGUAUCCUGUAAAAAAGUAUACAUUGUGAUAAGAUCUCAUCUUAACAAAGUUAUGUCCUUUCUUUCCUAAGUGAUUUUGAUGUCAAACAUCCAAUAGUUUUUAAACCUCCUGUUUAUUUUACAGUUUGAGUGUUUACUAAUCAAAUUUCAGUUCUGAAGUAAACUGUCUCAAAUGAAGAUAAUAUAUAAACUACUCGCAUUUAUUUACACUAGUGGUAGUAGCUCUUAAUGAAAUUUCCUAUAUAAACAAGAAUACCAAGCACCGGUUUAUUUAUUGUCUAGUAAUGAAGGGGCCAACAGUUCUGUUUUGCUUUUUAGCUGUUGUGGGCAGGCUAUUCAAUAUGGGAGUUGUAGUUAAACACCUCAGAUGGGCAUUGUUUGGGAGGUAGCCAAGACCGGAUAGAUAUUUACCAGCGGUUAAUGUUGAAUAGCACGCAAACCGUUCUGUUCCCUCAUUUAUUCUGUAAUUCUGCAAAAAUUUUCUACGUUCAGUGACUUUUGUUUAUCCAGUACGUAAAACCAGGGCUGGAUACAUAUGAGAUAUCUAUGUACAAGUAGUUAUGGAUUGUUGUUGGUCAAGAAAGUUUCCUACCUGUGUUCCUCCAAACACUGGGCAUAUUUUUUGUAUUUUAAUACUGUAAAUACAUUUAUUUCCCAAAAAUAA
Pelobates fuscus (common spadefoot toad) is the source of this 2884-nucleotide messenger RNA. It is a transcript of the gene YY1, whose product is annotated as YY1 transcription factor. The transcript has 5 exons. The record is from RefSeq and is a predicted model, not a curated record. Bases 50 to 1201 code for a protein of 383 amino acids. Gene Ontology annotation, biological process: regulation of transcription by RNA polymerase II. Gene Ontology annotation, cellular component: chromatin; PcG protein complex; transcription regulator complex. Lineage: Eukaryota; Metazoa; Chordata; Amphibia; Anura; Pelobatidae. Gene Ontology annotation, molecular function: RNA polymerase II cis-regulatory region sequence-specific DNA binding; DNA-binding transcription factor activity, RNA polymerase II-specific.